ACCCAACUUGGUGCGUAAUGUACCGCUCUGUCUGGUUGACAAAAUUCCUUGCAAUUGUAAUAUGUUAGUGCGUUAGUGUUUCUUAUCAUUAUCACGUUGUUAAUUUGUUUAUAGAUAAAUAUCGAGACGAUAAAAGAUUCCAUUGUUAAACGAUGGACGACGGACAACUAGAUCCUGAUACAGGUCCUCGUCUUCAAGGGCAGCCGUACCGACCUCCCCAGAUGCGUGAUCGUGGCCGUGGCCGUGGUCGUGGUUUUGGCCGGGGGCAUCAUAAUCAUGGCCCUCCAUACAACAACGAUCGUAUGCGUGAUGCGCAACAACGCCAACAACCAUCACUGCUUCAGAGAAUUGCGCAGGCCGACUUAGGUAAUAUCAAUCGUAAUAGAGGACAUGCAUCCAACGCGAGACCCAAUCAAGACUACCUGAAUCAACAAAACAACCGAAACUACGACAACAUGAACAAUUGGCAAAGGAAUAGGAGGCCAAAUAACAAUACUAGGGUCAUGGGGUUUAAAACUUUAGAAGAAAUUGCUAUGGCUGACCCUGUGGACAUCAUUGCCAAAAUAAAUGAAAGAAAAGAGUCAUUUGACAAUCUUAUAACAAAGACAGUAGACGCUGAUGUGUUCGUGCUAACUGUCCAAGUCCUGGCAAAGAUUAGUAUGUCCUCAUUUGAUGAAUUAAAGUUGAGAAUACUGUUAGACGUUUGUCACUCUCAGUUUGUGAUGUACCUUAGAGAUUAUCUAAUUAAUAUGCCGUACAGUGACGAGCAUAUCAGAAGGAGAAAUCGCUUUUACUGGAACAAUCAAGAUGAUUUCUGGAACAACCUGAUAACAUUUUGCGAAUGCAUUGUAAAAAAGGUGCCGUCAAUCGCUUUGCAAAAAUUAAGAUCUCUAAUUGAAGGGACAUCAAAAAGCUGUCUGGAAAAUUUAAAAGAAAGACACGGCUUCAUUCUAUCAGAGAGAAAUAAUAAAAGACUUCUUGAUUUAAGAGAGAGUCUAACAACUGUAGAGAAGAACAAAGAGGAAGAGAAAAAGGGUACUAAAGAGAUAGCUCAAGAUGGUCACGCAGACGAGCCCCCUGAGGACUUCAGGCAGCUGAGCGUGAUACCGACCCGCGAAGACUUGCUGGACAAGCCGGCCUUCGUGCGCGCCAACGUGGUCCGCGGCGGGUACCGGGACGUCGACCACUACCUCGACGUGCAGUUCCGCCUCUUACGCGAGGACUGCUUCGGACCGCUCCGGGACGGACUCAGUACGUGCAUACUACCCGUUCGCGCUAAGUUUGCCGGUCCGUGGAAUGCGCGUCCCCUCUCCCAACCGCGAUUAAACACAAUUAAUGUGUCAUAAUUUACGCAAAUACACAAUUUUUAUCAAUAUUAAUAAAUAAAAAAUAUUUUUAACAUAGUUUGCUAUAGUUAAAGACGCUUCUCUUCGAGUGACGUCAUAUCGCCAGCGGCAAACUUAUCGCGAACGGAUAGUAACUCUUCUUAAUAUUAUACUAAAUACAUCUAAGUUCGGUUACCACGUGCAGUUCCGCCUCUU
Molecule: messenger RNA, 1541 nt
Organism: Ostrinia nubilalis (European corn borer)
Lineage: Eukaryota; Metazoa; Arthropoda; Insecta; Lepidoptera; Crambidae
Product: NFX1-type zinc finger-containing protein 1-like
Exons: 5
Coding region: 153-1346 (397 amino acids)
Source: RefSeq, a predicted model, not a curated record